Molecule: messenger RNA, 4976 nt
Organism: Frieseomelitta varia
Lineage: Eukaryota; Metazoa; Arthropoda; Insecta; Hymenoptera; Apidae
Exons: 4
Coding region: 146-4720 (1524 amino acids)
Source: RefSeq, a predicted model, not a curated record
GUCGUUCAUUUCACGUUCUGGACCUGGAUCGGUGAUCCGCGCGCGCUCUCGGCUUUUCGCGGAAACGCUCUUGCAUUUGAGAAUCCUGAAAACGCGUGCUCGGCCGCUCUCUGUUACCCGCGUCAACUUAAAUACCGCGCGUCCGAUGAAAGUGGCUCAAUGUCGCGGUGAAAUAAGAACCCAGGGAAAUAAGGACCGAGAAGUGACGAACUCUUCGCUUUUUCUGCUGUCUUCUGUCUUUUGUUGCUGCCGUGAAGAAAAGUCGAAGAAGAACGAGGCGGCCAGUCGAAGAUCCAGAGGAUCAAAAUGUCGGAGGCGGAAGGUGAGGUCUUCUUUACGAGCUGGCGUCACGAUCUUCUUUGAAUAUCUUUGGCCUACGAUUAUUACGAAUGUUCAAACCGUCGUGGAGAACCAUGAUUUCCAGAGUAUCGUCGAGGGCGGAAGCGGAAGAUCGAGCAUCGUGGAAUAUUUAGACACCUACGAUGUCCCAAAGAAAAUCGUGAGAGAAUAUUCGGAAGAGACGAAGGAGGAAUCGUUCAGAGAGGAAAAGGAGAAGGAGACGUACGCGGAGGACGAGAGGAAAUCGAUCGAAACAGAGAAGAAAGAGGCCGUACAAAUAGCGAGUUCGAGCACCGUGGACAACGGCAACGAGAAAAUCAAGCACGAAGAACCGUCGACGAAAAACCAAGCAACGACAACAGGUACCAACGAGAGCGCGCCAGUCGGCGAGUGGAAUUCAUUGCCGCAGCUGGUCGACUGUCUACGCGCGGCUCUCGAACGUUCGCUAGGAGAAGGUCGCCGCGAGGACGAGCCGCCGACACUCCCGGAGGACUCUGGCGUCGACUCCGAGGAGGACUUCCGUAUUCGUACAUCGAUGGAACAGGCCCUUGGCAGCUGCAAGGAGCCAGAGUUGAAAAAGGACCUCAAGUUCCUCGAAGACUUGCUGUUGUCCGACAUACAGACUGCUCUGUCGCGUCUCCGAGAGACGUUGGAGAAGAUCGACGUGAACGUAUUGGCGAGACACGGUGCAGCUUCCGAUCCUACGAGCAAAUUGCAGCUACUAAGACUGGUGUCCAGUUUACUGUCCAGGCUACAGAUGCCCGAAGAGGCCAAGGUUCCAGUGCUACCGUCGACGUCCCUCAGCAGAAGACGAAGAUUAACCAGGCACACCAUUGACGUUUCCGCGGAGGAAUUGGCGAAAGCUAGAAAGUGGCUGGAAGAAGAGAGGAACAGCUUGCCUUUGAAGCAGGUUCCGACUGUCGCGAAGGAGCAGGCUGUGUCUGCGGUUGGUGCAGCUGAGAGGAAGCCCGAGGAAAUCCGCGACAAGUGCACGAAAGACGCGAUAAAUCAGAGACAGUUGUUGGAGGAUAAGAAUAAGGAGAUUCGGGAGAGUAAUUGUUCGUUUCGUGGGAUUCAACAGGUGGAUGCAGGCGAUGCCAAGGCUGUCGGAGAGUUGAAUAUGUACCAGGCUCAGUACAGAGCUAACAGUUACCAGGAGAAAGAAAAUAACGAGGGUAUCGUCGAAGACAGCGAGGAGAGGAGUCGUGUGAGCAAAUUGGCGGCUAUCCUUCGACAGCGAGCUGAGCUGGCUUCCGGUGAGAAAUACGGGCACAGUAAUAAAUUUGUCGCGAAGAAAUCGAAGAUAAAGCGAGCGAACACCAUCGAUAUUCCCAGUUACCUGAAGCUUCAAGCUGAGACUCUCGGACGCGAAGGUGCAGGCUGCGUGUCCCUGAGGAAACCGAUCAACGUUGGAGACAAGUCGUUCAACUGUGCCAACGUCACAGUGCCCACGUUUCAACCUAAAACGGAGAACGAUCGAAAAUUCUUGGCAUUGAUCAACAAAAACAACGAAACGCCGUCGGUCGGGCCGGUGGUACCUUUCAAGACUUUCGGACGCACCAUGGACAUGUCCUCGUUAACCAACGAAAAUUGGAACAGUAAAUUUUCCAACAUCAAAACGACGUUCGACAAACCGGCGACGAGCGAGGAAAAGGAUAAUAGGCCUUCUUUAAAGUCUCGGGCCAAUAAAAUGUUCCCAGCCCAAGGUUACUCCAAUUCUACUCCAAACUAUUCCAAUUAUUCCGCGCCAAAUCCCCAAACGAAGAUGGAGUCGACGACAGGUUUCAGACACGCUCCUUCGUCCCCUUUCCGUAAAAUAGAGAAGUCUUCUCCAGGAUCGCCGUCCAAGGUUCCACCGUCUUAUCACUGGCCGAAGAAUGCCCCGGUGCCAACGAACACGUUGAAAGAGAAGGCUAGAAUGAUGUUCGACAAGGAAACGACGCAACAGCCGGCGAAAUCUUUCAGAGCCAACUACGAGAAGCCUGGUUUCCCCCGGCCGCCGUGGAUAGAACACGAGAACAGAGCCAACAACACGGUCACGGAGAACGGUAAAAUAGACUAUAAAUCGUUUUGUAAGCAGUUCGCUCCUUUUGUUGGGAAAGCUUCUUCCAUAGAGUCGAGGAAAUUGGACGAGCAACGUCAACGAGAGCUGGCUCAACGAGACAGAGUUGCUGGAGUGGUGGAUGGUAAGAUAUCCUUCAAACUGGUUCCAGACAAACGUGUUGCUCAGACUCAACAGUAUCCUCCUGUGGAGCGUCGAGAGUCGAAGGAGAAGUUUGAAAUGAUGAAAGGACGAGAAUAUGGCGAGAAUAAUUUCGCUGACACCACGUUGAGAGGUAGCUCUUCCGUGGCUGUGCAAACUGGAAUUAACGAGAAGCAUCAGGACGAGGGGAGGUCCUUCAGAGUAGCGCCUAGAAUCGCUAAGGGUUCGAACUUGGUUUGCAGUAACGCUGCUGUGCAAACGUCCAAUGAAUUGGACAGACCAACGAUAUCGGUGAAUGACGUGGAAAGUGGAAAACAGUGGAAACCUUUGUAUCGUGAACAGUCGGACUCUGAUCAAACAACAUCCGAGGAUCGUCAAAGGUUCGUUCUGGAUCAUAAUCAAAAUUAUCACACUCUGUCCACUGAUUCUGAGUUCAAUAAUCCUGUAGUAGUUACCGACUAUCCUGUGGUAGAUCAGGCCGCGAACGGUGAACAAGAUUUCAGAGAGACUGUGCCUUUUCAGGGAACGCAGAAUUAUCAGGAACAAUUGUCUGAAAAAGUUCCUGCGAAGAGCCACGAGCUUGAAACUAACCAAGAAUACUCUUCUCCUUUCGUUUCCCCUGUUUUGUCCAAUUGCAAUCAGGCGUGCGACGAGGUGUCAGACACGCAGGAACAAAGAGAAGAUCUUCAGAAAACACCAGACUGGUCCAUAGAAAGCUCAACUUUCCCAGACGAUCAGAAUAUUCAAAAUCAGGAUAUCAGUCCAGAGAUUGGAAUAGUUACGAGGUAUACGUGUGCCAUAGCAACAGUCGCAUCGUCGACAGACAGUCCCGAGCCUCGAUCAGAGGAAGUGGCAAUGGAUUCGAGGACAUCAUCGUCCCCUUCGCCUUCGCAGUUUUCUUGGUCCAGGUCUAGACCACCUACCAACGAGACCAUUGCUUCGGAGGAUGAAAUUCGUCGGCAUAAUUUGUUGCAACAGAGUCUGGUUCGACGUCUACAAAAUGAGAUUACUUCCUUGAACGAUCCACCGCAUCAGCCCUCUAAUUUCGGGCCGCACCUGACCGUUAGUCAAGCUCAAUCUAAGUCAUCGAGUCAAUCUCCUAGCUCGUUUCACCAGCAACAGAGUUACGGUCAAUCAAACACUGAAUUAAGUCAUCAGCAACAGAGUUACAACCAACCAAAUAUUCUACCGAGUUAUAAUCAAUCAGAUACUGUGUCAGGUCAUCAGCAACAAAGUUACAAUCAAUCAAAUAUCGUAUCAAGUCAUCAACAACAGAGUUAUAAUCAAGCAAGUGUUAUUUCAGGUCAUCGACAACAGACGAACAAACCGUUAGGUCAUCAGCAACCUAUAAAUCCAACUCAAAAUGUUCACCACUCAAAACCAAUUUUCAAUCAAACUAUCCAUCAGCAACAAAGUUACAGUCGACCAGCAAAUUUCGACCGACCCCCGGGUCCAAGUCGGUUCGCCAAAUACCUAGCACCGGUUCCUCAAAAAAAGGUAGAACCAUCUCGAGCACAUUCACCAGGUCCAACGGCCGUGAACCGAGUAGUUGCGUUAAGAGAAGCCUACGAACAAGCACCAAACUCUCAAACGAAACCAAUUCACAAGGAACGUUCGCCAAUUCCAAACGGAACGGCGACUAUCGACUCCAGCGACGAGUACUUGGUCUCCUGCGCGAAUAAACACUCGAGAUCCAUAGUGCUCUCGAAAUCAGAAUCCUGGCAUCAGUUGGCUCUCUCCAAUCGUUAUCCCAGGCCAUCGAAAAUUAACACACCGGCGUCAGCGUCUUCGUUCAGCCAAAAUUUAGCAUCCUCUCAUCCUAAACCACCUAAACCAAGGUCCCCGUCUUCGCAGAAAUUAAGGUCCAAACAGUUUGAAGCGUCAUCGAUGGCAGACAGCGUGAAGAAAAUGGAGGACAAGAUUAGACAGUAUUUCGAUCAACCUGGCGAGCACGUAGAAACGAAAGAUCCGUUGAGACAUAGGAGAUCCCCAAGAUUUGCGCCUAAAGGAAUGGUUGGACUGUCUCGUAGUCGCACUAUGCCUGGCCUAACCGAUGAGAAAUUAACUCUCUUGAUACCUGCCCCUCAACAAGUGCCAUUGUUAAACGUGAACACCGCGGAUGUCGAUAAGGUGUUCGACGACUUGUUUGAGGAAGCCACGAGGACGGACAAACAGUAAUAAAAGUGGUUUGAGCCUCUUCGUUUGCUCGACGUGAUGUAUACUCGAGGAAUGUAUCGCUCGAUGAGACUAGAAGAUUUGCUUUCAUUUCAACGAUUCACGGACAACCGACGAUGAGAAAAUUCUGGAUUUGUGAUCGUUGACAAUUGUACGCGUCCUCCAGUUUUAGGAGAGGAUAAUCUAGUAUCGUGUUCACCUUGAACAAUCAAUAGCUCGAUUUACUCGCGACGUGUCUUUUAUAUAAAUCAACGAAUAC